UUAAGGUUGGAGUGCUUUUGAUUGUGUUUCACAACGAACUCGAUUCGAUCAAAGACCGCUGAAACGGCUUCCCCUUGCUACUUGACUGUACGCGACAUUACGUGUUCCUGUCAAUUAAGCCAGCACUUGAGCUAUAAUGGCUAUGUAUCACAACACAGCUUCAUGUAUAUCAUCCAGCACUGAGCAUAGCGAUCGACACAUCCACCAUCUUGACAUUCGCUCCACUAUCCUCGAGCAUUAUGACUCUAGUCUCAGAUGAUCCUGUUUGGUGGCCAUCCAUCAAUUCGUAUCGUAUCGCCAGCUAUUUUAUAGUUGCCGCCUCUGCUGGGGUGAUGUACGAUUGGGUAUUGACAUUCGGAUAUGAGGUUGAACUGAUUUGGCGGCAACACUGGUCCCUCAUGACCGGCCUGUAUCUCAGUGCGCGCUAUCUUGGAAUAAUCUACGCAGCCAUCGGCUUGCUGAUAUAUGUUCCAACAAUUUCUUUGACGGGUGCAGUGAGCCGUAUCAUAUAUGUCAUAUCAAAUUCGAUGAUCACAAUCGUAAAUGCAAUACUAGGUGUCAUCAUGAUCGCUCGGUUGCACGCCAUGUAUCAGCGCAGAAAGAUGCUAAUAUUUCUCUCCGCCGUGCUCCUGGCUGUCACCAUCGCCACUGGAGUGACCAUAACAAUAAUAACGAUGCAUCUAUCAGAGGAGGAACUUAUUCUCUCCGGCACCUAUCAGUGCUCUGUUCAACUUGGGGACAAUACAAAUCUCACUUAUUCCAUGUAUUGGACGUUUAUCACUGCAUGGGAGCUCCUCGCAUUGUGUCUCGCAAUCUGGAUUGCCGUCAAACACUUUCGUGAAUUGCAACGACCGUCGACCGGAUGGAUUAUCAGGGACUGUUUUAUGGUGUUAACGAAGAGUCAUUUGCUUUACUUUGUAAGCUUUGUUGCCGUCUCUUGUUGGAAUUUCGGUUAUCUGUCUCCAGCUCUCACGGCGGACCCAUUUACACUCGAAGGUCAGAUUUAUCCGGGUCUUACUCAGAUUUUCCUGCUCGUCCAGUUGUUCGUGCUGGGACCACGCUUGAUACUCAGCGUUCGAAAAUAUCAUGCUAAGAGCGUUUACGACUCUGAUGCAACAAUAGGCAUCACUUCAGUUUACCUCCAGGAGCGCGUGCAUGUGUUGACUGGCUAACGACAGUGUGUAGCAUGGGAAAUAAGUUCGCUGUAAUUUAUGUCUGUCGGGUAUUCUGCAGAGGAUUAUUAGUUUUAUAUCAAGUUUCAUCGUAGCACUUAAUACUUGUGCAUAAUAUAUUUCGCGGUCUGGACAGGCGAGGAUGUAAGACACCAUAUGC
Suillus bovinus is the source of this 1332-nucleotide messenger RNA. RefSeq lists its product as uncharacterized. Lineage: Eukaryota; Fungi; Basidiomycota; Agaricomycetes; Boletales; Suillaceae. The transcript is spliced from 13 exons. The record is from RefSeq and is a predicted model, not a curated record. Bases 240 to 1172 code for a protein of 310 amino acids.